GAUAUUUUUCAAUUCCACUGUUUUGGAAAUAAUGGUAUAUUAUAUACUAGUAAAGAUCUGGCAAAUGUUCAAUUCAAAACUUAGAAUUAAAAAAUGAUGCAUUAGCAGUUUUGUCUAGUGUAUUGCCAUUGUGACCUCCUAUUUUACUUUUUGAUUCAAAACAUACGCUCGUAUGUUGGGUUUUCCAUUAUAAAACAUGGACUUUGCCAUUAUAUUCAUGCGGGAGGCGGGUCUAUCAUUUAGUGAGCUCAUUGCUCACAUCAUCUCUAGUAAUAACCUCUGCUUAAAAACGAGAGGGUAUAUAGUAAUCGGGAUGUCCGUCCGUCUGUACGCCCGUCUGUCUGUUACAGGUUGGAGUACAUAUCUCUAACGCAACUCCUCACAUACACUGAAUGCAUUUUGAUGAAACUUUCACAGAAUAUUUAUUACAUAUUGCUAUUGUGCACCUCCUAUUUUACUUUUUAUUCAACACAUAUUUGGGUUUCCCAUAGCAAAACAUGAAUACUGCCAUUAUAUUUAAAUGAAAGGUGGGCAUCAUUUAGUGAGAUUUAGCAGGAAAAGAUUACCCCCGGGGGCCAUCAAUGUCCGUGGGUCCAUUUGAAUAGUAUAUGACUUAGCCCAGACGACUUUCAAUUAAGAAAACCUUUUACAUGUAAGAUUUCUUCCAUAAUAACAGUUUAUAUUUCAUUUGAAUGUUCUUUCAGAGAUGCAUUAAACAACUACUAUGGCAGCCUCCCCUUACUCGUCCACAGAGGAGCCAACAAAUGCCUGUCGAGCAUGUCGACUUCUCCUGGGUCCGUGUACAGAUCAGUUUAGGGACGUUCUACGUCAUUUUAUACCACCACCAUCAUUUCAACACGUAAUUCUACGUAAAACAAAUACCCUUCCACGUCUGACCGCACCCCAGAUGAAUCUUAUUUUACCUACAGGAAGUAGUUAUACUGGAAACUAUAGUGAUAUGAACAUUUCUUUAUUGUACAUACUACUUAGAAACAUUUGUAGCAUACCACCACACAGCACAGGCUGGGGAAAUGCACCAGACCCUGCUGAUAGAUCUCUCGCUGCCAGCAUUGAACGCAUCCAUACAGCAAGAAAUCAGUGUGUAGUUUCAUCAAGUUCAGUCCUCUCCGAUGCUGAUUUCAACACAAUCUGGUCCACUGUCAGAUCAGCUGUUGUCGAUCUUGAUUCUUUCCUCAGCAACGGAAAUCAUUUCAAAAGUCAGAUAGAUGUUAUGAGACAAGAGACAAUGGACCCUGUCAGUGACAAGCAUUUCAUAGAAGAACUGAAGAAGCAGAUAGAGGAAGAUGCACCGACAAAAGAAAUAGUGCAUGACUUACAAAAUAAGAUAGAGAAAAGUGAUGCUGAUCGAGUUGAAAAACAAAAUGAAAUGCAAAGAAUUCUUGAUGAAAUCAAGACACCAAAGAGCGUCAUCCCUCCAAAUGUAAAGGAUAACCAUGAAAAACAAAUUAAACAAUGGGUAGAAGAAGACAAGGUAUUCAGCAAAACGCAUAACUUCGAAGAAAUGCUUGAUAAACUCAGAGAGAGACCCUAUUUGACUUUUGUUGGAAUCCCAGGGUCCGGAAAAUCGGCGACGAUUCAACAUAUAUCCUUGAUACUCCAGAAGGAAGGAUAUGAGAUUGUACCAAUUAUUGAUAUAAGAAAAAUUGAAGAUUAUUGUGAUUUGCUGAAACCACAGGUUUUUGUCAUUGACGAUGUAGUAGGCGUAUUAGGUCUUCAAAAACAAAAAUUAAAUCUAUUAAUGGAGUAUGAAACACAAAUCUCAAAUCCGUCUCACAAAGACACAAAAGUACUGAUGUCAUGUAGGGAAACAGUAUUUAAUGAAUGUCACAGUUACAAAUCGUUUUUAACGCAUGAGAAAAAUGCAGUUAUGCUGCAUAGCUCUGAAAAUUCAUUAACUGUUGAUGACAAGAAAAGAAUUCUUCUAAAACAUGGUUUAGAUGAUAAAUUACUGCCCGAUGCAUUGCUGAGAGACUCCUCAGGUAUGUUUCCCCUCUUGUGUAAACUAUACUCAAAAGAGGAGAAAUUUCGAAACAAUGCUGAAAGGUUCUUUACGUGUCCAGUUGAAUGCAUUUUAGAGGAAUUAGACAAAAUGCAACACCAAAACAAGUUAUAUUAUGCUACCUUGGUCUUAUGCAUGUUCAAUGACAAAAAGUUGUCCAAGGAAAUAUUGAAAAACACGGAAAACACAGCGUUUCAUGAUAUGAAAUCAGAUGUUCUUGAAAACUGUGAAGUUGAGAGUUACACAGAUGCAUUUAAAUUUGAUAAAGCAUUAAAAGCCAUGGCGCGGACAUAUACGCAUCUACGUGGUAAUGAAUAUAGCUUUGUCCAUGACUUUAUUUUUGAGGUCAUUGCAUAUCAUUUUGGCUGUCAUUUUCCAGAUCUCAUAUUGAAAUACAUUAGCAGUAGCUAUAUUGCUAACAAAGUGAAAAUUCAGAAAUGUACAAAAAAUGCUGCUGACGGUGGAAAUGAUCAAGCAUUUGAAAGUACUGCAGUCAGUGGUGAAUGUAAAGAAGAGAAAGAAAAGGUUUCAGUUAGUGGUGAAGGCAGUGACAACAUGGCUUUGUUUAAUCUCUGUUUAAGAUUAAAGGAACACCAAUAUCCCAUGUUAGCAGAGCGUUUGUUGAAAGACGUAGAACGUAUGGAACUUUAUGACGUUUUCAGGAAUAAGGUUUUAAAAGAGCCAAAGGUGUGUCGUUUUUUUAUUGAGAUCUUAAAGAAAAGGUCUUAUGUAGGGUGGAAGGCUUUAUUUUUAUCAGAAAUGCAUGACGUCUGUAAUGUGGUGAGUAAGGGAAAACGUUUGACAAAGGAAAGUCUGGUGAGAGAUGAGAGGAACAAGGAUUGGUACAAACAGCGUGUUCUUUUAAAUGAGAACUGCAUUUCAGAGAAUGCUUACAGUGUGAGGCUUAUUAGCUGGGUGAUUUAUUACGGCCAUACUAGGAUUCUACAAUACAUUGUAAAGCAGACAGAAUUACACAAAGAAACACAAUCUGAACUUUUUUUGAAUCCCUGCAAUCCUGGGUUGAACGAUGAAAUAAAACAAGAAAAAAAGAACAUUGAAACAAAUAAUGCAGAAGACAAUUUAUGUUUCUUGAAAUCCAAAACUGAUUUAAAAAAUCAGAAACAUACCACGGCUCGGUCAAUAUCUGAACAAUACCGCUUACUUGUACUGAGUUGUUACAGUGGUGAAUUGGAGACUGUAAGCAUAAUAAUAAAACAUGUAAAUGACAUUACACUUAACAAAUCACUGCGAUAUUUAGACUACGUUUUUAGAUGGGAUGACACACCACUGACUGCAGCAUGUGAGGGAGGAUAUGUAGCUGUGGUCAAAAAACUGCUAUUGAUGGGGGCUAAUGUCAAUCUACAAGGUAAAUAUACCACACCAUUGACGACAGCAUGCGAGAGUGGUCAUAUUAGUGUUGUGAAGGAGCUGCUAGUAGCUGGGGCUGAAGUCAAUCUUCGAGCUACAUAUAAUAAACCACUGACAGCAGCAAGUGAGAAUGGGCUUAUAGAUGUAAGCAAGGAACAGCUAAUAUCUGGGGCUGAAGUUACUCAACUUGGUAAAUUUAAUACUCCGCUGGCAACAGCAUGUAAAGGUGGAUAUACAGACAUAGUGAGAGAACUUUUGAAGGCAGGUGCCGAUGUUAAUCUACCAGGGGAAUUUAAUUUAGAAAAAAUAGCAGUAUCUAAAAGGGGCCAUUUUCAAAUGUCAAAGGAGGUGGCUGAAGCAUGGAAGUAUUUUGCAAAACUGCGUAGAUGUAAUACACCCUUGAUAGCAGCAUGUAACACUGGCCAUAUAGAUAUAGUGAACGUUCUCAUCAAGGCUGGCGCUGAUGUCAAUCCACAAUCAGGAUAUAAUACACCGCUGAUAGCAGCGUGUGAAGGCGGAUAUUUAAGUCUAGUAAGUAAACUACUAGAUUCAAAGGCUGAUGCUAAUCUAAAAAGUGGAGGUACUUUACCCCUUGUAGCUGCAUGUAAAGGUGGACAUGUCAGUAUAGUAAAGACGCUGCUAAAGGGCGGUGCUGAGGUGAAUCCCCUAGACAUUAGUAAUUCACCGUUAGAGACCGCAUGUGGUGGUGGAUAUAUGGAUGUAGUGAAGGAGCUUAUGGGUGCAGGAGCUGAUGUAAAUCUACGAUGUGGUAAUACUACACCAUUGGCAUCAGCAUGUCGGGGUGGACAUAUUGAGGUAGUGACGGAACUUAUAAAAUCAGAUGCUUAUGUCAAUCUAGGAGGUAAUUAUGAUGGUGAUACACCUCUGAUAGAGGCAUGUGGAAGUGGAAGUAUGCGUUUAGUUGAAAAGCUGAUACAUGCUGGGGCUGAUAUCAAUUUACAUACUGAAUAUGAUUCGCCAUUAAAAGCUGCAUCGACUUGUGGACAUUUAAAUGUAGUCCAAGAACUUAUAAAAAUGGGGGCUGAAGUCAAUCCUCAGGGUAUCCGUGGCUCACCAUUGUCAGGGGCAUGUAGGGGAGGAUACAUGGACAUAAUGAAUACACUUUUAGAGGAGGGGGCUGAUGUCAAUUUUCAAGGUAUGCAUGGUUAUGCACCACUGAUAGAAGCAAGUUCCCAUGGGCAUUUGAUCUUGGUUAAGAAGCUGCUUGAAGUGGGGGCUGAUGUUAACAUACACGCAGAUGGAUCAACACCACUAACAAAAGCAUGUGAAGGUGGACAUUUGAGUGUUGUAAAAGAGCUUUUAGAGGCGGGUGCUCAAGUUAAUCUGCGAGAUGAAUGUGAUUCACCACUGCUACAAGCAUGCCGAAAUGGAAAUACAAGUGUGGUAGAGAUGCUGCUUAAGGCAGGGGCUGAUGUCAAUAUUCAACAUGAUAAUGGUACACCAUUACUUAUUGCCAGUGAAAAUGGACACAUAAGUUUAGUCAAGGAGCUUCUGAAGGCAGGGGCAUAUGUCAAUUUUCAAGCUAAAAAUAAUACACCACUGACAGCAGCAUGCGAAGGAGGACAUUUUAGAGUAAUGGAGGAGCUGUUAGGCGCAGGUGCUGAUGUUAAUUUGCAAGAUUUAAAAGGAAGAACUCCUUUAUAUAUAGCAGUUUUAAAAUAUACUGUGACACUUAUGCCAAUUGUACAAAUGCUCAGUAAGUACGGUGCAGACUCAACUAUAUGCAAUAAAGAGGGCCUAUCAGCGUUGUAUAUUGCAUUAUUGAAAAACAGAUUCCAUGUUGUGCAGCACUUAUUUGAGACUGACAAUGAGUUUCUUUUGAAUAAAUUGAAGUUCCAUUUAUUUGACUGUUUGGUAAACAUACGACAAAGUGAUGUGAUGACUGAUAGUAAGGAUGAUGUGGUGGCGACACGGGGUAGAGUAUGGCGUAUGCGUAAAGAUGGCGAUUUGCAUAAUAUUAUCCAAGACAGUACUAGUAAUGUUUUCAGACAACUGUUUUGCUUGGGCAUGAAUGUGAAUCAAUGGAUAGAGCUGUAUCACCAUAAUUAUAAAACCCCUGAUGCGAUACCACUGCUAUUUACUAUGAUAGAUGGGGACUUUCUAAGGAUUGGGGACGGGGCAGAAAAAUUAAGGAUACUUAUAAGAUCUGGAGUGGACCUCAAUGUCAGAGUGAGAUUCAGAGUGAUCUAUUCUGUAAUAGACAAACAGGGCAUGUCAUUUUUAGAGAAGACACGACGAGAAGUGAUUAAGGUCCAAAAAAGUGAGGGAGCUGAAUUGUUUAAGUACAAAAGAGUUCUUAAUGAGACAAGGAAACAUAUGAGGCGAUACUCUCAGUGAUUAAAUUAGAACCCUUUAGUAUAUGAUGUUAAUUAAAUUGCUCUUAGAAGGUUUAUUUCUUUCAUCAACUGCCAUCACUUACCGCUUUUUUGUGUGUUUCACAAAAUCAGAGGAAUAUAUUUUUCGUUAGUUCUAAUAAGAACAUUCAUUUAUUGUUUGAAUUUGUCAACUUAUUUUAUUUGAUUUCGUUUGCUUUAUUAAAGUAUUAUUGCUAUACAAUGUUAUAUUUUUGUUGUGAUCUGCUCGGCAUGUCUUGUCCAGAGCAGUUUGAAUCCUGAAAUAGCUUUUUCAGGUGAAUGCAGUGUAAAAAGAUAACGAACAAUAAAUAAUCCCGGAAUUUAAGUAGCAACAAAAAUGAGCAUUCAA
This is a messenger RNA of Saccostrea cuccullata (small rock oyster), 6112 nucleotides long. RefSeq lists its product as uncharacterized. The transcript is spliced from 4 exons. Gene Ontology annotation, cellular component: ciliary inversin compartment. Gene Ontology annotation, molecular function: protein binding. Lineage: Eukaryota; Metazoa; Mollusca; Bivalvia; Ostreida; Ostreidae. Gene Ontology annotation, biological process: protein localization to ciliary inversin compartment. The coding region runs from base 725 to 5746 and encodes 1673 amino acids. The record is from RefSeq and is a predicted model, not a curated record.